GUUUAUAUUCCACUUCCUCGGAUGAUUCGGCCAUAUCAAAAUCCCGUGCCCCCUUUCGAAUGCCCAGAAAUAGUGCCGAUGACUCCUCUCAGAAAGCUGGAAAGAACAGCGCCAAUUCGGGUGCGGCUCUGUCGUGGAACAAACUGGGUCUGCUCACGGAGAUUUGCUCUUGCUUGCAAGACGAGCUGAAGCUUCCCACGCCAACCAUGGUCCAAUCCUUGGUCAUCCCGCAAUUGCUUGGAACGGAAAAAGAAUCCAUAGCGUUUUUAGCUGCCACUGGGUAAGUUCAGUACCAAGAGAUACCAAAUACAUUUGGUUACAACAUCGUCUUAUAAUUACUCGGUGUCUUAGCCUCAACAAUCGAGAUGGUGGAACCGUUUUCCAUGAGAACAUGCUCUCAUAUAUUGUAUAACGAUGGACACCAAAAUAUGCGGUUUGUCUCUUCAUUCAUCAUCAUGCUUUACUAAUUUCCAAAAAUCUAGAUCGGGGAAAACCCUGUCCUAUGUGCUUCCACUUGUACAGCAGCUCAAAGAACAAGAAAUGUUCGAAGACUACGAGCGUCGACCAAAGCGGCCGAGAGUUUUGAUUCUCGCUCCCACUAGAGAACUGGCAUUGCAAAUUACCGCGGUCGUCAAAUCUCUCUCGCACGCGGUGAAAUUGAGUACGCAGGCGUUAGUAGGAGGUGUAAAUAAGGGUUCGCAGCGAAAAGCAAUGGAAAACCGGCCGGUAGAUAUUGUAGUGGCUACCCCAGGACGCCUUCUGCAGCAAUGGAAGGACGGAAACCUUUUCUUGGGAAGCGUGCAGACUGUUGUUGUAGAUGAAAUGGAUACGAUGCUAGAACAGGGAUUCCAACGAGAACUGAGAGACAUAAUGUACCCACUUUUAUAUGCCGCGAGUCCAAAAGAAGUUGACAUUGCAGCGGAGAAAGAUGGGUGGGGAGGCACCAGACCUGUCAAGAAAAAGGCUGGCAAAGUAGUCCCAAAUGAUAACUUUUCAAAUCUACCACUAAAGGAGAAUGCCCCUCAAAUUGUAAUGACGUCGGCAACAAUGACACAAAGUAUUCAACGACUUUUGGGAGAAAAUCCGAAAACAUCGAAGUUGGCUGUUACUGCCAAAAGGCUUCAUGGAAGUCAUCCUGCCGCUAAUGCUGACGAAAAAGAUUCUGGGGCCAAUGCGAAAUUGAAAUUUCCACCCAUGAAAAUUGUUUCUACACCCGGACUGCACAAGGCCAUUCCACGACUCGAGCAGAUAUUCGUAGAUGUUGGACAAACUGAUAAGGUCAGUCUGCUUCUUGAUGUAAUUGCUUCUCAAAGGGCCAGGGCAACAAUCAUUUUCUGCAACACGGCAUCUUCGGUUCGCGCCGUUCAGUAUGCGCUGGCAGAAGCACGCAUGGAAUCUCUUGCGUACCAUGGGGAACUCAACAGUGCGGUCAGAACGGAAAAUCUGAAGAAGUUUCGAGAGAUAGCAAGCGACAAAUCAAUGGAAACUGAUAACUUCGACAACAACAAGAUUUUGGUAUGCACAGAUAUUGGAGCCAGGGGUUUGGACAUUCCACAAGUCGAUAGCGUGGUUAUGUUUGAUUUCCCACUCAAUGCAAUGGAUUAUUUGCAUCGAAGUGGACGCACAGCUCGAGGAGCAGGCAAGGGAAAGGUUACCGCUCUCGUUGCAAAACGCGAUAAAGUAUUGGCAACAGCAAUUCAACAAGCGGUUCUUCGCGGAGAGACACUUGAUGGGCUCUCCUCGCGAAAGUCUGACUACAGGCCUGGAGCACGUUUUGGUGUAAAACCCAAAAAGAAGAAAGCCGCUAGAUCAAACAGGCGAGGGUCGCCACCACGAGGGACUCGCCGAUGAAUAAAAAUAUAAUUACUAGAUGAAU
Molecule: messenger RNA, 1876 nt
Organism: Pseudo-nitzschia multistriata
Lineage: Eukaryota; Bacillariophyta; Bacillariophyceae; Bacillariales; Bacillariaceae
Source: the annotation of a GenBank genome assembly